Molecule: messenger RNA, 1535 nt
Organism: Ruditapes philippinarum (Manila clam)
Lineage: Eukaryota; Metazoa; Mollusca; Bivalvia; Venerida; Veneridae
Product: interferon-induced protein 44-like
Exons: 5
Coding region: 490-1017 (175 amino acids)
Source: RefSeq, a predicted model, not a curated record
AUGAUAAUUAUAAUAUUGUAAGUCAUUAAUAUAUUAAGUUUUAAAUAUUUUGUAUGUUUCACUCCAUUUAAUUUCUUAUAAAACAUUUAACAUAUCAAGAUGGGAAGAGGUCAAAGCCUAUAAAGCAGGAGAACUUAAAACCAUGGCGAAAGACUAAAAGCUGGAAUGAACAGUAUCUAAAUGAGCUAACUGAGGAUAUUGUAUCCUUCAAACCAAUUCCUGACUUGAAAGUGACAGAUGCCCGGAUUUUGAUUAUUGGUCCAGUUGGUGCAGGAAAGUCGAGUUUUUUCAACACUAUCAAUUCAAUCUUUCGAGGUCGAAUUACACAGAAGGCGCGUAGUGGUAGCGCAGAGCAAAGCCUUACGACUGCUUACACCCCAUACAAGGUAAAGGUCAAGUCGGGGGCACCACUGAACUUCCGGUUAUGUGACACACGUGGUUUAGAAGAGUCCCAGGGUCUGGAUGUAGUCGAGUGUAACUAUUUGCUGGAUGGUAAUAUGCCAAAUUAUUAUCAGUUUCUGUUUUAAGUUUCAUCCAACCAUACAAAUAACACUAAAAGCGCCAGGUUUCAAUGCAAAUCCUACCGCGAAUGACGUCAUACACUGUGCAGUUUUCGUUUUAGACGCAACCACAUUGGAGAUCUUAACACCAAAAAUUAUAGAAAAAAUAAAAGCAUUUCAAAGGAUUAUGCAUCAAAAAGAAAUACCACAACUUAUCCUUCUGACAAAGGUAGAUAAACUCUGUAAAGAAGUCGGAGAAGAUGUGUCAUUGGUCUUUAAGAGUCCGGAAGUGGAGCAACACGUGGAAAAGGCCUCGCAACUCCUCGGACUACCACCUGCAAACGUUCUUCCCGUAAAGAAUUACCACAAUGAAGUAGAGCUCGAUGAAAGCAUUAGUAUACUGGCAUUGUUGGCGUUGCGCCAAAUUUUGAAUUUUUCCGAAGAUUUUCUGGACCAUAUGUUGGAUAAAAAAGAGGACGAAGAAAAAGGGAUGGAAAAACUUAAAUCUGAAAACUAAGAGACUCGUGAUUGGACCUUAAAGGUUCCAUAAUAACGCUGUGUGGACGCAUCUACGGAUGUUUUAAAUUAAAAAAAUACCAUUUGUAUUCCUAAAUAUUGAAUUGUGCUGAAGCCGGUACCAGUACCGUCCAUGAACAGGCUCAAUUUAACCAAGCCUGUAGCACUUUCAAUUUUGCCGUUUUGGACGUUCUUAAGGAGGCAAAUAAAAAAUUCAAUGUAAUUACAAUAAUUUAAGAACACUAAACAGCAGCUACAUCUGUAUUUUGAAACAUAUGGAUUUUCAAGGUUUAAAGAAAUGUUAAAAUUUGCCAAGCAAAAUUCUAAAAGUUACAAAUUCUUUGUUGAUUUCCAAGCACUGGAAAUGGGGCUUUUGAUAAGCGACCUAUAUUUUUGGAUUCGUUUCUUCAGUUAAUUUCGUUAAUGGAUGUGACCCUUUUAAAUACAUUUACCUAUAUUAUCCAUAAUUUUACCGUUUCACUAUUAAUGACUUUCUAAUGAAAUCAUUAUAAUAUAAUA